GGAAUACAACUUGCUAUAUCUACUAUCUCCUGUCUCAUUUUCUACAAAAGUUGAUAUCAUUGAUUUGAUAUGCUGUCAGAACUAUCACCCAGAGAUCAAUCAUAAUGCCUUAACUCUACUUAUCAACCAUCAUUCAAAGAAAACACGACACAAUGCCUUCCAACAACCUGCGCAUGGAUCCCAAGAUGGAUCCCCGCAUGGAAACCGCCCGGACGAUAAGCUCGCAGCGACUUCCCCCGCCCGUGCUGUUCCAAGGUCCUCCGUCGCAUAAUGCUUCCAAUAUCUCCAUUCCGCCGCCGCCACCAGCCUCAGUCGGCGUCAGCCCCCGCGGUGCAACCGACGCAGCUAGAGGGGGAAGCACAUCGCCUCCGCUGCAGCGCAAUCGCUCCGCCCGCGGCCUCGAGACCCCUGGCAGCUUCGGCUCGCCAUUCCUCACCCGCAAGCAGUCGAAGGGGGAUAUCGACGGCUCCGAUGCCAUCUGGCAGGAGAUGCAGAGCGCGCUCUCGGAGGUGGAGCUGAGUGCUGCCACGGGCGAGCAUGUGUUUGGGGAGAGGCAUUCCGAGGCCUUGGAGGAUCUUCGGGCCAAGCAGUUGAAGCUCGCGCAGGCGUGGGCGCGCAGCGAGGCGGAUGACAGGUUUGUCGAGGCGAAAGAAGCGAUCCCGGCUAAGGGAUCUGUCUCGCAGCAGGGACAGGCGGUACGGGGUGGUGCUGGUGCUGGGGAGCCGGCGGCUGCUGCGGAGGAUGGCGGCGCUCGGAGUCUGGAUGAGGAGACGGAGAAUGAUAUUCUGCUAGCCCGCGAGAGACGCGAGGCUAAUGAUCGGUACUUUGACCGCGUCAACAAUGGUGUUCUGGAUGUCGUGGCCAAGUUGGAGGAGGUCGCCCAGGCUAUGCGUGCUGUUGAGAGGGAGAGUCGGGAUAUCUGGAGCGAUACUGAUAGCUUGAGCACGGCGACGCAGACUACGGCAGAUGCGGGGUGAUCUGGCAGAUGUGUAUUGGCACUUGAGUUUCGUCGACUGACUUUCUCUGAAGAAAAGUCAACUGACGUUUGUCCUCGCUUGCUGACGGUUGCCUUUUCUCAUACUCAGUAAAUGGGUCAGAUGAGCAAUAUGUGAGUUUAACUGUCGGCUGAACUCGAUAUCACUGUGCG
Messenger RNA from Aspergillus homomorphus CBS 101889, 1147 nucleotides. RefSeq names its product DUF5315 domain-containing protein. The record is from RefSeq and is a predicted model, not a curated record. Bases 153 to 977 code for a protein of 274 amino acids. NCBI's taxonomy places the organism in Eukaryota, Fungi, Ascomycota, Eurotiomycetes, Eurotiales, Aspergillaceae. The transcript has a single exon.